Molecule: messenger RNA, 6679 nt
Organism: Perca flavescens (yellow perch)
Lineage: Eukaryota; Metazoa; Chordata; Actinopteri; Perciformes; Percidae
Product: unconventional myosin-VIIb-like
Cellular component (GO): myosin complex; cytoskeleton
Molecular function (GO): cytoskeletal motor activity; protein binding; ATP binding
Source: RefSeq, a predicted model, not a curated record
AUGGACUCAGACAUCGGGGUUCCCAUCGGAGCGAGGGUCACCGUAACACCAACUGGUCAGCGGUUACUGGUGGACGAUGAUGGAAAGAAGCAGAGCCUGUCCCAGGAGCAGGAAGCCUCUCUCAGGAUCAUGCACCCUACGUCAGUGGAGGGUGUGGAUGACAUGAUCAAACUGGGUGACAUGACCGAGGCCGGCCUCCUCAGGAACCUGCUGCUCCGACACAAACAAGGCAUCAUCUACACCUACACAGGCUCUGUGCUGGUGGCAGUGAACCCAUACCAAGAUUUCCCUUUAUAUUCAGUUGACCAGGUGGCGUUGUACCAUGGUCGAAAGCUGGGGGAACUCCCUCCGCACAUCUUCGCCAUCGCUGAAUCCUGCUACUGUAACAUGAUGCGCCAUCUCAGGAACCAGUGCUGCAUCAUCAGCGGGGAAUCAGGAGCAGGAAAGACAGAGAGCACUAAGCUGAUCCUGCAGUACUUGGCAGCAGUCAGUGGUGAGCUCUCUAAACAGCAGAUUGAACAGCAGAUCCUGGAGUCUAACCCAAUACUAGAAGCGUUUGGAAAUGCAAAAACAGUCCGCAACGACAACUCCAGUCGCUUUGGGAAAUAUUUGGAGAUCUUCUUCAAUAAGGACGGAGCAAUUGAAGGUGCUCGCGUGGAGCAGUAUCUUCUGGAGAAGUCUCGUGUCUGCCGUCAGGCCCUAGAGGAGAGGAAUUACCACGUAUUUUACUGCAUGCUGGCAGGAGUCACAGCAGAGGAGAAGAAAACAUUGAGCCUUGGAGAUGCUGUGGAGUACGCAUUCCUUUCUAAGGGCGGCCACACCGUGUGUGAAAGCAGAGAUGAUGCUCAAGACUUUAAGCGUAUUCGUUCUGCGAUGAAAAUCCUGACCUUCUCAGAAAGCCAGUGUCAGGAAAUCCUCAAGCUGCUGGCAGCCAUAUUACACCUGGGAAACGUCUGCUUCCAAGCCAACACACAAAAUAACUUGGAAACCAGUGACAUCAGCAAGUCAGAACACUUCAGCAUAGCAGCAUCAAUACUGGAGGUCAAAAAGUCUUCCCUGGCGACGAGUUUGACACAUCGUACCUUUAUGACCAACAGAGAGAGAGUGACUAAACCCCUCAGCUCUGAACAGGCGUCUGACUGUAGAGACGCCUUUGUCAAGGCGAUCUACAAUAAGCUGUUCAUAUGGAUCGUUGAGAAAAUCAACAGUGUCGUCUAUAAGAGGUUAACCAAAGACCCCAAAUCCUUCCUGUCCAUCGGCCUGCUCGAUAUCUUUGGCUUUGAGAACUUCAAAACAAACAGCUUCGAGCAGCUGUGCAUUAAUUUUGCCAAUGAGAAGCUGCAGCAGUUCUUUGUGGGCCACAUCUUCAAGCUGGAGCAGAAGGAGUACCUGAAAGAGGACAUUGUGUGGAAUAACAUCAAAUUUAGUGACAAUCAGAACGUCCUGGACAUUCUGGCUGUGAAACCCUGUAACCUGCUGGCUCUGAUCGAUGAAGAAACACAUUUUCCAAAGGGCUCAGACUACACUAUGCUGAUCAAGAUGAAUGGACAACACCGUGGGAACAAGACUUACAUUGCCUCCAAAAGUGAACAUGACACAGACUUUGGGAUUCACCACUUUGCAGGCGUGGUUAACUACGACUCCAAAGGGUUCCUGGAAAAGAACAGAGAUGCUGUCAGUUUUGACAUAAUCAAGAUGGUUGAAAUGACCACCAAUAAGCUGCUUCGUCAGAUAUUUGAGAGUGAGCUUUCAACCAAUGGAGUGAAGAUCACUAACAACAAGAAGGUCAUCAUUACACCUAAGAGCUCUCUACGGGCCCAGGCUGACAAACGUAAACAAGUGGCAACGCUGAGCGGUCAGUUCCGUCAGUCUCUGGACUCCCUCAUGAAGGCUCUGUCUGCCUGCCAGCCUUUCUUCAUCCGCUGCUUCAAACCCAACAAUGAAAAGCAGUCUAAGACUUUUGACAGAGAGCUGUGUAUGCGUCAGCUGAGAUACUCCGGCAUGAUGGACACCAUCCGCAUCCGGAAGCUGGGAUACCCAAUUCGCCACACCUUUGCGGAAUUCCUGAAGCGCUACAGGGUGCUCCUGAUGACGACUGUCUGUGACCCCAAAACUGCGACAGCUGCAGCCUGUUGUGAAGCCAUCUGCCAGACAGUGAUCGAAGGAGCAGACGAGUGGAAAAUAGGCAGGACCAAGAUCUUCCUGAGGGAUGCCCAUGAUGCCGUCCUGGAACGACUAAGGGAACAAAAACUCAGCAGGAUAGCUCUGGUGAUCCAGAGGGUCAUGCUGGGACACAAAGACAGAAAGUCUUUCCUGAAGAAGCGGAGGGCAGCUGUGGUGUUGCAGAAGCACUGGAGAGCUUACAGACAGGAGCAACUGCGAAGAAAGCUCCAGCACGGCUUUGAGCGGCUGGCAUCAAAGAUCCGCAGUCGGAAGCUACGGCUACAGUACCUAAGACAGCGAGCAGCAGCCCUCACCAUACAAAGCCAGGUUCGUGGCUACCGGGCCAGGAAGGGCUGGAAGCAGAAGAGAGAGGCAGUCAUACUGCUGCAGGCUUACAGCAGAGGACUCCUGGCCAGAAGAAGAGCUCAAAAGAUGAGGGGUGAUGCCUCCCUUUUACACCUGGAGAAAGAGAAACGAGAGCAGAUUAUUUUGGAGCUUGAGGAGCGUCUGAAGGUUAUCGCCUUGUCACAACCAGCUAAUGAGGAGCCUGAGCCAAUCGUUGAACACGAUUCAGUGGAGAGCACGUAUGAUCUUACGCCACCUGUGGAAGUGGUAGAACUGAAAGCACCUGAAUCUGAUCAUUUUCAGAGGAGGAUGGUGCCAGAGCCGGUGAAGGAAAUCUCUGAUGAGAUCUCAGAGCUGGAAAUCAUCGCUGCAGCCUCAAUCUCAACAACCCCUACCCCAUCGCUGGAAGAGGACGAAGACGACGAGUUUGAUGACGGCAGUGAUGAGUUUUCGUUCUACAAAUUCAGUAGCCUUAACUUCCAGAACAACCACAGCCACACGCACAUCAACCAGAGAAUCAGGCAGCCUCUUUUGCCCCACGAUGACGAGGGCGACAUACUGGCAUGUCUGACUGUAUGGUGGAUUAUACUGCGUUUCAUGGAGGACCUGCCGGAACCAAAAUCUAUGGACGCGAUGUCUCAAUCCUCCACCAUCAUCUCGCGUAAUCUGCCUCAAAGGCAGGGCAGGAGGCUGAGCAGCCUGGUGGGACUGGAUCAGAAAAUACUGAGGAAGCACAAGAAAAAGCUCGGAGUUGGAAACAGAAAAGCUUCUGUAAUUAUUGAGGAGCCAGAGAACAUUACAGAGGACGAGGACAUUUUGGUUGGAGAGGGUCCGACACUGGAUCGGCCACUUACAUCCGUGGAAAAACUACACAUUAUCAUCGGAUACGCUCUAUCGAGACGAGACAUAAGGGAUGAGAUUUACUGCCAGAUCUGUAAGCAGCUGGUGAACAAUAGGAACAAGAGGAGCCGUAUGCAAGGCUGGACCCUUCUUUCCAUCUGUCUCGGGAUCUUUCCCCCAACAGACCUCUUCAUGAAGUAUUUGGAGAAUUUUGUCCACAGGGAGCCAAGUGGUUAUGGAGAAUACUGUACUGAGCGCCUGCGUCGUAUAAUAGCCAACGGAGAAAGAAAAGAGUUGCCCUGUUGGCUCGAGCAACAGGCUGCCAAAUCUAAGGAGCCCAUAGAUGUGUCUGUGAAUCUACUGGACGGCCGCAAUAUCAUUGUACAGCUGGACUCGGCUUCCACCUCUGCUGAAGUCUGUCAAGCUGUGGCUGACAAGAUUGAUCUUCGAGACAUAUAUGGAUUCUCCCUGUACAUCAGUCUCUAUGAAAAGAUGUGGUCUCUGGGCAGCUGUGGGAAGCAUGUGUUUGACGCAGUGUCUCAGUGCGAGCAUGAGAUGAGGAGGCAGAGCAAAGAGGAGAAGGACGCCCCCUGGCAGCUCUCCAUCCGCAAGGAACUGUUCACACCCUGGCAUGACUGCUCAGUUGACCCAAUCAGCACAGAUCUAAUCUACAGACAGGUCAUCAAGGGAAUCAAGUCUGGAGAGUACAUCAGUGACAAGGAGGAUGAUUACGUCCAGCUGGCAGCAAAGCACUAUUACAUCCAGUUUGGCUCUGCAUACAACAAAGACAACGUCCAAAAGGUGGUUGAGGAGUGCAUCGAAACCACGCUUAUUGAGAACAAAUCUAUGACAAAGUGGAUCCAACUCAUCAGCGAAGCACACUUACAGGGUCCCUAUGUCAACGGAAGGCAGAAAACAGACAGUGUAAAAGGAGAACUGGUCAACAGCGCCCAACACAUAUGGCCUCUGCACUUCUCUAAGUUUUAUGAAGCUACAAUGAUGUCAGGACCUCCUUUGCCUAAAAGCAGGUUUGUUGUGGCUGUAAACUGGAAUGGCAUCUUCUUCAUGGAUGGAAGAGACAAGAGACUCCUUGAGCUUUCCUACCUAGAGGUAAAGGACAUACACAUGAUCAGUGACAGCCAUGUCAGUGCUCAGUCAGUAAGUUUGGCCACAGUCAAAGGAGAGUUUGUGCUGAAGUCUGGGGAAGCUGUGGACAUGGUUGCAGUUAUAGAGAAAAACCUGAAAGGGCUGAAACAGCGCUCAGUGUAUGCACUGGCUCGGCAUGAUGCCAGUAAACCAGAUGACCCCACGUUCCUGGUUUGUAAACGAGGGGACCUGCUGUUGGUAGAGAAAGAUGACGAAAGUUCUUCUGCUGAGAACUUGAUCAAAGCAACCAACAAUCGGACCAGCGCCACCGGUGUGGUCUCCAAGGAUACAGUGCAGUUUCUGCCGACUCUAGAGAAGCCCACUAGCGAUUUGCUGGAACUGAUCAGCCCGGGCCAAAGGAAACUUUCAAUAGCACAAAACACCCCACCAAUUUACGAAACAGUGGCUCCUGUCUCUUUAAAAGAGUUUGCACUUGAGAACUUCAGGACUGCAGGCCCUGUCGGUCGACAUGGUGUGUCCAAAGGGGUUGGCAGGGAGAAGCUGUGGGCUAGUUCAAGAGAACCUAUCAAACAGCCGCUGAUGAAGAACCUGGUCCGCAACUCUGAACUCAGCAACGUGGCCUGCAACGCUUUCACUGCUAUCCUGAAGUACAUGGGAGACUACCCCAUCAAACACGCUCGCAGUCCUUUAGAGCUGACUGACCAGAUCUUCGGUCCAGCCACCGAGCAUGAAGCUCUGCAGGACGAGAUCUACUGCCAAAUUAUGAGACAGAUGACCAACAACAACAACAGGUUGAGUGUGGAGCGUGGGUGGCAGCUCAUGUGGCUGUGUACAGGCUUGUUCCCGCCCAGUCCGGAUUUAAUGAGACACACUCAGAGCUUCCUGGAGUCGCGGCGCAGAGACCAGCUGGCUCCUGACUGCCUGCAGAGGCUGCGUGCGAUGCGCAGUAAGGAGCCCAGGACGCUUCCCUCCCAUUCGGCAGAAGUGGAAGCCAUCCAACAGAACAGCACCCAGAUCUUCCAUAAAGUCCACUUCCCAAAUGACACAAGUGAUAUAUUGGAGGUGAAAUCGACGACCACAAUCAAAGACCUGUGCUACAGUAUUGCCUCUAAGCUCAAACUGAGUUCAGCUGACGGAUAUGGCCUGUACCUAAAAACCGCAAACAAGGUCACAAGCUUGCAGGAGCAGAAGUAUUUUUUUGACAGUUUAAGGCAGACUUCAGAGUUCCUAAGAAAGGAAAAAAAAGCGAAGGAAGGCAACCAGGCCAACGUGCCCUACCUGGUGAUCUUUAAGAGGAAGCUCUGGUUCAACGUGAGCCCAGGGAAAGACCUGGUUGCAGACUUCACAUUCCAUUUCCCACAGGAGCUUCCUAGGUACCUGCGUGGAUACCACAAUUGCACCAAAGAGGAGAUGAUUAACCUGGGUGGGCUACUCUUCAGAGCCAAAGUAGAUUCAGACAGGUCGCAGUUUGUCAUGAUCCCCAGAAUGCUGAAGGAUUUGGUUCCUGCUGACCAGUUAAAAAUCAUGUCCCCUGAAGAAUGGAAGAAGAACAUCAUCUCUGCCUACAACAAGCAGAGUGGCAUGACUUUGCUGGAGGCCAAAGUUGCCUUCUUGAAAGGCAUUUCGGUCUGGCCAACCUUCGGCUGUGCCUUCUUUGAAGUUAAACAAACGUGUGAAUCUAGCUACCCAAAUACAGUUUUGAUCGCCAUCAGCAAGCAAGGUGUCAGCUUAUCAGACCCAAAUACAAAGGAGCUGCUGGUUAUGCACCCGUUCAGCCGCAUCACAGAGUACCAAAGCGAAGGCGGCUACUUCGAGAUGACCAUCGGCACCUUGGUGAGGGGCAACAUCUUUGUCUGUGAAACCCCUCAGGCCGACACAAUGGAGGACCUUCUUAGAUCCUAUGUCACCAUGUACGAGAGGCAGACGGAGGCCUUUCGAACAAGGAAUACCAUGUUUUCCUGAAGCUUUAAGGGCAAAAGAAUAGACUGAGCCGCUGUGAUUUAUAUGCACUCUUGAUCAAUAUAUGUAUUUGUGUACUUGAAAUGGCGUAUUUAACCCCAAUAGAGAUUGCUUCUACUAAACAAGAUAGAGAUAUUAAAAUGUAAGUCAUGUAUGUAAGUCAUGUAUGUCAUAUUGUCAUUUUCUUUUGUCUUGACUGCAAUUCCUAAUGUGUCAUCAAUUUAGUGGUAUCAACUUUUAACAUGUCCAUCAUUGAGUCAUUUAU